AUGCAGACGCGACUCCUGGAGCUUCCCGACCCGUCGCUGGACGGCGCCGUGAAGGCAGCGCUGGCAAUGGAAGCUGCCGCCAAGGAGGCCGGCGAGAUUUCCCGUGCGACUGGCUCACCGUCGGCGGAAGCGGGAAACGGCGGUCAACGCGAGUCGGCGACAAAGGGCAGUACCUGCGGUCGCUGUGGUGGUGCCCACUCCCCCUCACAGUGCCAGUUCUCUCAAGCACAAUGCUUUACGUGCGGGAAAACUGGGCACCUGGCACGUGUAUGCCGAAGGGGGAGGACGAACAACAAACAGCAGCAUCAGCCUGAUUCAUGCCCAGGUACCACACAAGCUCGCGGCCAGGGUAGCCAUCGCAAGCGUACGCGGCGGAGGCGGGCGGCAGCAAGCUCAAGUUCUUCCGUGGCCAGGCUCCACGUCGUGGCCGAGAACCCGCCGAUUUUCACCAUGUGGCACACAGGCUUUGUACCGUCGUCUGUGCCGCCGUACAUGCUGAUCGUCGAAAUCUGCGGCCACCACAUUUCCAUGGAGCUGGACACAGGGGCCAGCGUGUCUGGAGGCAACCGUCCCCUUUACUUAACGAAGGGGUCGUCGCCGACGCUGCUGGGCCGAAACUGGAUUCAUGCACUGGGCGUUCGUCUGCCAGAGUACCAGGAAGCCAGCCUGCAUGUGGUGCAAGACGUCCGCAGCCUCCUGACAGAGUUCAGGUCCCUCUUCCAGCCAGGGGUGGGCUCAUAUGCUAGCACGACGGCUGGCAUAUAUGUUCCUGCGGGAGCCCAGCCACGUUUUUUCAAGCCUCGCCCACUGCCGUUCGCCCCGAAGGACGGGGUCACCCAAGAGCUGCUACGGUUACAGCGUGAGGGCAUCCUGGUACCUGUCAAGACAUCUGAAUGGGCCACUCCCACCGUACCAGUCCUCAAGCGAGACGGCAGUGUCAGCAUCUGUGGAGUUCUUAAAGUUACCAUCAACCCCGUCGCUACCGUCGAGAAGUACCCGCUGCCCCGUAUUGAAGAUCUCUGGUCAGCAUUGUCCGGUGGACAGACGUUUACCAAGCUCGACCUCAGAGAUGCUUACCAACAGCUGGUGCUUCAGGAUGCCUCCCGGAAGGAUGUCACAAUAUCGACAACUUUGGGACUUUUUCAGUACAUGCUCUUACCGUUUGGCAUGGCCUCGGCCCCAGCCAUAUUCCAGAGGGAGAUGGACAACCUCUUCAGGGGCAUGUAG
Dermacentor albipictus is the source of this 1227-nucleotide messenger RNA. NCBI's taxonomy places the organism in Eukaryota, Metazoa, Arthropoda, Arachnida, Ixodida, Ixodidae. The record is from RefSeq and is a predicted model, not a curated record.